Molecule: messenger RNA, 3174 nt
Organism: Populus trichocarpa (black cottonwood)
Lineage: Eukaryota; Viridiplantae; Streptophyta; Magnoliopsida; Malpighiales; Salicaceae
Product: pentatricopeptide repeat-containing protein At5g04810, chloroplastic
Exons: 10
Coding region: 128-3013 (961 amino acids)
Molecular function (GO): RNA binding; protein binding
Source: RefSeq, a predicted model, not a curated record
UCCAACACCUCUAUUUCUAGCCCAUGUACAGGCCUGGUUCUAGCCCGUACGAAGAGAAUAAGUACCCAAGGUUUCAAAAACUACCUUGUGUACCCACCAUUUUCUGAGCCUCAACUCUCCACAGAUAAUGGAUAUUUUGCCUCUCUCCACCAUCCCGCACUUUCCUCAUUGCCCCCCUCCUUUCUCCUCCAACACCACCACCACCACAACCACCGCUUCCAUUUCUUUCUCCCUCAAACCACCACCUCCACCGCCACCAGAACCCACCAAUUCUUCCUCUAUCCGCCGUCCCAAAUCACUCAAUCCCACCCCCGCCCCAACCCCCACCCCAACCCCCACCCCCGCCCCCACAACUCCUAAAAUCCCCCAAAACCCACUCAAAACCCUCCUUAACCCCUCCAAACCCCAAAUAACAAGCUCCAGUGCCACUAGCACCACCGACCCUCUUUCUCUCUCCACCAAACUCCGCCUCUCCAGCAAACUCUCUCACCCACCACCGCCGCCGCCGCCACUUGAAACCACUCGAACCCCAGAAGCUGAAACCCAAGAGACUCGAAAAGUAGAAAAUGAAGCCCCCAAAACUGAUUUCUGCCAAAAAGGGAAGAUCUUUAUUGGAAAUUUACCAAACUGGAUAAAAAAACACGAACUUUCUGAAUUCUUUCGCCAAUUCGGUCCUAUAAAGAAUGUAGUUUUGAUAAAUGGUCAUAAUGAGACUGAAAGGAAUGCUGGUUUCGGGUUUAUUAUCUAUGAUGGUCCAACUGCAGAGAAGUCUGCAAUGAAAGCUGAGGAAUUUGAUGGAAUGGAGUUUCAUGGGAGGGUUUUGACUGUGAAAUUGGAUGAUGGGAGAAGAUUGAAGGCGAAAGCAGAGGAAAGGAAGAAUUGGGUUGAUGGAGAGGAUGGGGGUGACUAUAGGUCUAAAUGGCACGAAGAAAGAGAAGGGUCUACAAAGGCUUUUCGGAAGGUUUUAGACACGCAACCGGAGAAUUGGCAGGCAGUUGUUAGUGCUUUCGAAAGGAUUAAGAAGCCUGCUAGAAGGGAGUUUGGAUUAAUGGUGGGUUACUAUGCGAGGCGAGGGGAUAUGCAUCGUGCACGACAAACUUUUGAGAGCAUGCGAGCAAGGGGAAUAUAUCCGAGUUCACAUGUCUAUACAAGCCUUAUUCACGCUUAUGCAGUUGGUAGAGACAUGGAAGAAGCACUGUCUUGUGUUAGGAAAAUGAAGGAAGAGGGUGUUGAAAUGAGCCUGGUGACAUAUAGUAUAGUUGUUGGAGGAUUUGCCAAAAUUGGCAAUGCUGAAGCUGCAGAGCACUGGUUUAAGGAGGCCAAAGAGAGGCAUACAAAUUUGAAUGCAAUCAUUUAUGGGAGCAUUAUAUAUGCUUAUUGUCAGUCAUGCAAUAUGGAUCGAGCUGAAUCUUUGGUGAGGGAGAUGGAAGAAGAAGGUAUAGAUGCUCCUAUUGACAUAUAUCAUACCAUGAUGAACGGUUACACUAUGAUUGGAAAUGAAGAAAAAUGCCUGAUUGUAUUCAAAAGGCUUAAGGAAUGUGGAUUUGCUCCUUCAGUGAUUAGCUAUGGAUGUCUCAUCAAUAUGUACACCAAGAUAGGUAAAGUUUCUAAAGCCCUGGAGGUUAGCAAAAUGAUGGAAUCAGCUGGCAUAAAGCAUAACAUGAAGACGUAUUCCAUGUUGAUCAAUGGGUUCUUGAAGUUAAAGGAUUGGACCAAUGCAUUUACAGUUUUUGAAGAUGUUAUCGAAGAUGGUUUGAAACCUGAUGUGGUUCUCUAUAAUAACAUUAUCAAAGCAUUCUGUGGAAUGGGAAAUAUGGAUCGUGCCAUCCAUAUGGUGAAGGAAAUGCAGAAGAAAAGACAUCGGCCUACUUCACGUACAUUUAUGCCCAUUAUACAUGGAUUUGCAAGAGCUGGGGAAAUGAGGAGGGCCCUAGAAAUUUUUGAUAUGAUGAGGCGGAGUGGGUGCAUUCCAACUGUGCACACCUUCAAUGCUUUGGUUCUCGGCCUUGUUGAGAAGCGUCAGAUGGAGAAGGCUGUUGAAAUAUUGGAUGAGAUGGCAUUGGCAGGUGUAAGUCCAGAUGAACACACAUACACGACAAUCAUGAAUGGUUAUGCAGCAUUAGGUGAUACUGGAAAGGCCUUCGAGUAUUUUACCAAAUUAAGAAAUGAAGGACUAGAACUUGAUGUGUUUACAUAUGAGGCAUUGCUCAAGGCAUGUUGCAAGUCAGGCAGGAUGCAAAGUGCUUUAGCAGUUACAAGAGAAAUGAGUGCUCAAAAUAUCCCAAGAAACACCUUUGUCUAUAACAUAUUAAUCGAUGGAUGGGCUCGAAGAGGUGAUGUUUGGGAGGCUGCUGACCUUAUGCAGCAAAUGAAGCAAGAAGGGGUUCAACCUGAUAUUCAUACAUAUACAUCCUUUAUAAAUGCUUGUUGCAAGGCUGGAGACAUGCUGAGAGCAACAAAAACAAUACAAGAAAUGGAGGCUUUAGGAGUGAAGCCAAAUGUGAAAACCUACACCACAUUGAUUCAUGGGUGGGCAUGUGCUUCUCUUCCAGAGAAAGCAUUGCGCUGCUUUGAAGAGAUGAAGUUGGCUGGAUUAAAGCCUGAUAAAGCUGUGUACCAUUGCUUAAUGACAUCAUUGUUGUCAAGGGCUACUGUUGCUGAAGCAUACAUUUACUCUGGGAUUCUGUCCAUUUGCAGAGAAAUGAUAGAAUCUGAGUUGACUGUAGAUAUGGGGACUGCAGUUUACUGGUCCAAAUGUUUACGCAAAAUCGAAGGAACGGGAGGAGAGCUCACAGAAGCUUUACAGAAGACCUUCCCUCCAGAUUGGAAUGCGCAUCACUCUCCCUCUCCCGAGGCAAACUACGAAUCAGGUAUUGAAUCAGAUAUUGAUGAUGAACCCAGCAAUGAUGGUGAUAAUAACAUGUUUUUGGCUGGUGUGAAUGAUGGAGAUAGCGAAGAUGACAUCGAUGAUCAUGAUGAGAACAAGGAUUUCAAACAGAGAUUAUGGGUUUAAACCAGUUUCAGAGUCAAAAGCUGUAUGGCACUCAAAUGAGUGAACCAAGCUAAUGAAAAUGCACCAUUCACAUAUGGUCAUCCUUCAGUAAACUUCAAACUUGUGAUCAUUUUGAUCAUCCUGUAUGUGAUACAUCUCAAAAUAUUUUCUACGUUCUCUUA